UGCGUCAGUAUCGUUAAUUAUACAAAUAUUUCUAUUUUAUCACAUCGAAACAUUUCUUUUUUUGCGUGACACACGAAUUCUGCUGAGGUUGUUGUCAAAAGUCUAUACGUUUUUCCGCGCGAAAUUCGAUGGUUUUGUGAUAUUCGUCGUCGUACAACCGUGCAGUAGUUGUUAGUCGUCUAUCGACUCAAAAUCGCAUUAGUUUCAUGCAACAACACUAUUCAAUUACAUUCGAAAAUUUUUCGGUUAAACAUACUUUUGGAUACCCUUACGAAUAAUGAAGACACAGUACUGGAGUUGGUUGUUUUUGGAAAUAUUAUUGCGAUCGAUAUUAGUUCAAACUCAUCAAUCGAAUAGCAUAAAAAUAGGAGCCCUGUUUACACAUGAGCAAAGAAAUAGUAGUAUUGAAAUAGCGUUCAAAUUCGCAGUAAAUCAAAUUAAUCGUGAUGCUAAUCUACUGCCACAUACCCAAGUAUCUUACGACAUUCAAUACGUACCGAAUGACAAUAGUUUUUACACAAUGAAAACAGCAUGCAAUCAACUCGAUCGGGGCAUCUCGGCUCUUUUCGGUCCGGCCGAUAGUUACUUGGCUUCUCACGUGCAUUCCAUGUGCGACGCUUUAGAUCUACCUCACAUAGAGUCAAGACUGGAUUUAGAAACGGAACCCAAAAGGUUAUCCAUCAACUUGUAUCCAAAACAGAGCCUGCUGAAUCAGGCUUACAGCGAUGUAAUAUCGUUUUUGAAUUGGACAAAAAUGGCCAUCAUAUACGAACACGACUAUGACUUGUUCAGAAUGAAAGAUUUCAUGAAAACCGUACCAGAUAGAAAAAUGGUAGACGUGUAUUUAAGACACGCUACCCCCGAAACAUAUAGAUCGGUGUUGAAUGAGAUAAAAAACCUCGAGAUUUACAAUAUGCUGGUCGAUACGAAAUCGAAACACGUGAAUCAUUUUCUAAGAGGCAUACUGCAGCUCCAGAUGAACGAUUACAAAUUUCAUUAUCUUUUCACAUCAUUUGACAUGGAAAUGUUUGACUUGGAAGACUUCAAAUACAAUUUUGUAAAUCUGACAACUUUCAGAAUGGUGGAUAUUGAAGACGUCGGUGUUCGCGAAGUACUCAAACACAUGGAAAAGUAUUCGAGCGAAAAAAACCAAACAAUCAACAAGUUUAUGUUGACGCAGUGUGAACCAGCUCUAAUGUAUGACUCCGUGCAAGUAUUGGCAGUCGGCUUGGGUGCACUUCAACAGAACAAUAUACUCGAAUACCCGAACAUUUCCUGCAAAAACGAAGUGCCUUGGGCGAACGGCUCAAGUUUGAUAAACUACAUCAAUUCGGUAGAAAUAAAAGGGCUCACUGGACCAAUACAGUUCAAAAGAGGUCGGAGGACUGAUUUCAAAUUAGACUUGAUGAAACUUAAACAACACGCACUAUCUAAAGUCGGCGAAUGGACACCCGGACUAGGUGUAAACAUCACCGACAUGUCAGCAUUCCACGAUACGGCUCCUUAUAACAUCACACUUGUUGUUGUCACAAUUGUGGAAUUUCCUUACGUCAUGAUGCAUCGUGGUAAAAACUACACGGGCAAUGCAAGAUUUUUCGGAUUUUGUGUUGAUUUGUUAGAAAUGAUUGCUAAACAGGUUGGAUUUGAUUACAUUUUGGAUUUAGUACCUGAUAACAAAUAUGGUGCUCAAGAUCCGAUGACUUUAGAAUGGAAUGGUAUUGUCGAGCAACUCAUAAAACAUAAAGCAGAUUUAGCUGUUGGAUCAAUGACCAUUAACUAUGCUCGAGAAAGUGUUAUUGACUUUACCAAACCAUUUAUGAAUUUGGGUAUCAGUAUUUUAUAUAAGAUCCCUAGCAAUCAACCGGCACAAUUCUUUUCAUUCAUGAAUCCACUGGCUCUAGAAGUAUGGAUUUACUGGCUAAUUGCAUACAUAGUGGUAUCCGUCACAUUAUACAUCGUAGCCAGAUUUUCACCGUAUGAAUGGGAGGACGAAAAUUCCGGGAAAUUGUUCAGCAGCCCGAAACAAGAUCCCAAUCCAUCCCAUUUAAACAGAUUCACAUUGUCUAAUAGUUUUUGGUUCACCAUUGGUUCACUUAUGCAACAAGGUUCAGACAUCAGUCCAAAGGCUAUUUCCACGAAAAUAAUCGGAUGUGUUUGGUGGUCAUUUACAUUGAUUAUUGUAUCUUCUUAUACAGCAAAUUUAGCUGCUUUUCUGACGGUUGAAAGAAUGGUAAGCCCUAUUGAAAAUGCAGAAGAUCUUGCUGCACAAACAAACAUAGCUUAUGGUACAUUGGACAGUGGAACAACAAUGACAUUUUUUAGGGACUCAAUGAUCGAAACGUAUAAGAAAAUGUGGGCGUACAUGCAAAAGAAAAAACCUUCGGUGUUUGUGACGUCGUAUGACGAAGGCAUAAAAAGGGUAUUGCAAGGUAACUUCGCGUUUCUGAUGGAAUCCACAAUGCUCGAUUACGUAGUACAGAGAAACUGCAACCUGACACAGAUAAACGGGUUGCUAGAUUCAAAAGGAUAUGGAAUAGCCACGCCCAUGGGUUCGCCGUGGAAAGAUCAGAUAUCUUUGGCGAUUUUAGAUCUACAAGAGAAGGGUGAUAUACAAAUGCUGUACAACAAAUGGUGGAAGCCACCCAAUGACAUGUGUGUGUCUGAGAAAUCUGGAGCAGGAACAAAAACUAACACACUGGAUUUCAAGAAUAUAUGUGGAGUAUUUGCCGUGCUUCUAGUGGGACUCGUCAUAUCAAUAAUGGUGUCCAUUUUUGAGUUUUACCAUUAUAGAAAGAAAAUAAAACUCAUCGAACAGCAAAUCGGACCUCAGAGAUCCACGUGGAGGGACUUAAUUGAUGAAUUAUGGUUUGUUUUAAAAUGCCAAGGUUCCAGACAACAAACCGUAUUGACGCACAGAUGCGAGCAGUGUCAUCCAAAAACCAAAAUUACAGAACGCCGUUCGCGAAGGGAUUUCAUGGAAGCCAACAGAUUGUAGAAAGCAGAACGUUUAUCUUGUCGAUUAUAUUGUAGGUGAUAUAAUUAUUGUCACGCGUAAGUGUUAACGUUAGAAAUAAUAUUUUGAUUUUUAGUCAACCGAUUCCAUAUUUUAUUUUAUUGCACAUUCUCAAAAUAGAUUCGACAUUGAAAAAUGUUUUCAAUCUAUUCGUUGCGUAUGAAAUAUGUUUAGGUGUAAAAAAUAAUAGUUCGGUAAAUUAAUGUAAUACAUUCGAUUUGACGUUUCAGCACACAUAUUAUUGAACAUUACAUUGAAUAUUUUUUAAUUACUAUAAAAUGAUGCAAUUGAAUCUUAAAACAUCAAAACUUCAAAUUCAAUUCUAACUAUAGUUAUAACAACAAUAGUUAGUUAUUCUAACUACAGUUUAUUACAUGUUCAGUCCGAUUGUAUAAACUAAAUAUUAUUCGUGAUUCAUUCAUUAUUCAAGUGGUGCACAUAAACAUAAAAAAAAAAAAAAACUGACACAAAUUGACAAAUUAUAUUU
Sipha flava (yellow sugarcane aphid) is the source of this 3500-nucleotide messenger RNA. Its product is annotated as glutamate receptor ionotropic, kainate 2-like. Gene Ontology annotation, biological process: monoatomic ion transport. The record is from RefSeq and is a predicted model, not a curated record. The transcript has 18 exons. Gene Ontology annotation, molecular function: glutamate-gated receptor activity. NCBI's taxonomy places the organism in Eukaryota, Metazoa, Arthropoda, Insecta, Hemiptera, Aphididae. Gene Ontology annotation, cellular component: plasma membrane; postsynaptic membrane. Bases 278 to 2995 code for a protein of 905 amino acids.